Messenger RNA from Mangifera indica (mango), 995 nucleotides. RefSeq lists its product as uncharacterized. Bases 92 to 646 code for a protein of 184 amino acids. Lineage: Eukaryota; Viridiplantae; Streptophyta; Magnoliopsida; Sapindales; Anacardiaceae. The transcript has 2 exons. The record is from RefSeq and is a predicted model, not a curated record.
UCGACGCUCUUCGUCGUUUCGUUUCAUUUGAUCGUCAUCAACAUUCUCCUUCAAAUCCUAUCAAGACCCAUUUCCACAACCGAAAUCCAUCAUGAAUCACCUAAACCCAACCCCAAUUAUCCUCUCAGUCGCCCUCGCUUUCCUCACGAUCAACCUUCACGCAUCGCAGCCGUCUAUUUACGACCACCUCAAAUCUCACGGCCUCCCCAUCGGCCUCUUCCCCAAGGGCAUCACAGAUUAUUACGUCGACCCAGCUUCCGGCUUCUUCCAAAUCAACUUGACUCAGCCUUGUAAUGCCAAGUACGAAAAUCAGCUUCACUACGAUUUUAAUGUGUCCGGGCAGUUGAGUUAUGGGAAGAUCGGGGAAUUAUCCGGUGUGACACAGCAAGAACUUUUUUUGUGGUUCCCCGUUAAGGGGAUACGUGUCGAUGUCCCGAGCUCCGGGCUGAUUUAUUUCGAUGUUGGGGUUGUUGACAAGCAGUUUUCGCUUUCAUUGUUUGAGUAUCCUCGUGAUUGCACGGCGGUUGAUCCUGAUGAUCAUCACGAUCAUGAUGAUGAUGAUCAUGGUUCUAAGCAAUUUCAGGAUAACUCUAUGAGUCUUGGGUUUGAAGUCGGUCAGGGAGACAAACUAAGGGCUGUUUCAUAAAUUUCAAAGGCGAAGGAAUUAUUCAUGAUCCCAUGGGUUUUGGCUAUUGCCUAAAGAGACUUCUGGUGUGGUCACUUUGGCAAGUUAUAUGUUUCCUUUACGUGUGCCUGUUUGCUUUGCUGUACAGACUUUUUGGGCCAAUGGUGCUAGCUUUGCAGGAUAAAAGUACUACAAUUUUGGUGAACGAAGAGGAAAAUUUGUAAGGUAAUGUAAAUUGGGGUGAGGUUUCAGUAAAAUGGUGAGGCUGGUUCUAGCUUAUAAUAAAUUCACUAGGAAUCACCUCUGUUUGUUGUUAUUUGUUAACAUACAAUAUGCAUAUAAAUGAAUUGAGUGUCAGUAUUGUGUUUUA